CAGGCCACCUUAUAAACUUUUAUAUUUUUUCAGAUUUAUUAUUGACAAUGUGCGUGGGAGGUGCCAACUCUGCGCUCAGGUUCAAUAUAGUGGCAAAAUGUUCGACUAGUAGAGCUAGAGUUGCAGAAAUGCAGCUCCCACACUCUUUGGUUGAUACACCUGUGUUUAUGCCGGUUGGGACUCAAGGAACUCUUAAAGGAAUUGUUCCUCAACAACUGGAAGCUCUAGACUGCAGAAUUAUGUUGGCGAAUACAUAUCAUCUUGGAAACAGGCCAGGUGAGGAAGUUCUACUGGCUGCCGGUGGACUUCAUAAAUUCAUGAAUUGGAACCGAUCCUUGCUCACGGACUCAGGGGGGUUCCAGAUGGUUUCUUUAAUUAAUUUAUAUUCUAACAUAUUUAGAUGGAUUUUAUCUAUGGAGAGUAAAGUAUAUAUUAUGAUGCAGUUAGAUGAUGAUGUAGAUUCUACACAUACUGAUGCAGACAGGUUUGAGGAGGCUCGACAUAGAACAGUCCGUUGGUUGGACCGAUGCAUUGUUGCGCACAAAAAACCUGACAAACAAAACCUUUUCCCAAUAGUUCAGGGAGGAUUAGACACGGAGAAAAGAAAAGAUUGUGCCGAACAGCUGACAAAGAGAAAUGUCCCUGGGUUUGCUAUCGGAGGACUCUCCGGAGGAGAGGAAAAGGAUGUAUUUUGGAGGAUUGUUAAGGUAAACAUAUUAUUAUUAUUGGCGAAAAUAUCAUUAAUUUUUUCUCGAGAAAUUCAAGGAUGGAGAGAAAUAGUUCAGUCUUGUUUUCUACGGAAUGCUGGUUUAUCUGCCUUUAAACUAGUUUAUUUAGAUUUUUUUAGGUUUGGGAGUGCUUUAGUAUUUGAGGCUCCUGGUGACUUAAACUUAAAGAAAUCUCAGUUUAGAACUGAUUUCCGUCCCAUUGAUGAAUCAUGUACAUGCUCAACCUGUACAACAUAUACCAGAGCCUAUCUUCACACAAUCGUGACAAAAGAACCGUCAGCCUGCCAUCUUAUCACAGUACACAAUGUCGCGCAUCAGCUGUCUCUCAUGGCGAAGGCACGUGCAGCAAUUAAAGAUGGCCGAUUUCCCGACUUUGUUACGGAGUUUAUGGAAGCUCUUUAUCCUUCCCGGGAGUAUCCGCAGUGGGCUGAGAAUGCCUUUAAUAGUGUUGGUAUUGAAUUGGCCGAAAAAAUAAUGUCCGCUGCGGGUGGAGAGGGGGUCCAUUAGUCAGUUGAAGAAUGGUUUUGUUUUGUUUUAUAUAAUAAAUUUUUUUAUUAUUUU
Molecule: messenger RNA, 1289 nt
Organism: Eurytemora carolleeae
Lineage: Eukaryota; Metazoa; Arthropoda; Copepoda; Calanoida; Temoridae
Gene: Tgt
Product: queuine tRNA-ribosyltransferase catalytic subunit 1
Exons: 14
Coding region: 48-1235 (395 amino acids)
Cellular component (GO): cytosol
Molecular function (GO): tRNA-guanosine(34) queuine transglycosylase activity
Source: RefSeq, a predicted model, not a curated record